AUGGGGGACACAAAUAUGCGUAAUGAAGAUUUCCGAAAAUUAUUGGCAUCCACGCCUCGUAGAAAUGCUUCUGAUACACCUAGGGUUGAGCAUUCCAGUCACACAUUCAAACAUCCAAAAUUCAAACCAGAAAAGAAGAAACCUCAUUUAAAGGCCAAAAGAGAUAAAACUGAAGAAGAUGAAGACAACACUAAGUUGAAAGAAAUUCUCAAGAAUUAUCGUGAUAGAGCAGCAGAACGAAGAAAGGAGGGACCUGAAGAUUUUGCUUUGAACGAACGUUUAACUUCGGCUUACCGGCCUAUACCAUUAGAUUCCAAAGAUGAAGCAGAUUUACGAAAACAAGCGAUUGAGGAAUCAAAAUAUCUCGGAGGAGAUAUGGAUCACACUCACUUGGUAAAAGGAUUGGAUUACGCUUUGUUGAAUAAAGUUCGAAGUGAAAUCGCAAAGUCUCAAGAUGAUGAGAAAAUGGAUGACGAGCAAUUGGAAAAGGCUUUCAUUGAAUCCGAAGGUCCUGGCGAACUGAAGUUCGACAGUGUUCUAGCUCGUAAUAUACAUACGUUGUUGUUCAAAAAUGAGUUGCCUUUGAGAAACGAAUUAUUCGGAAAAGGACGAAUGGCAUACAUCGUUAAUAUGGAGGAAGAAGAUGAUACUGAUAUUCCCACUACCUUGAUGCGGUCUAUUCAAGAAUGUCCAAAAAAUGAAUCGAAUGCCAAUAUAAAUGCCAAUAACAUGUUGAUCUCCAAAUUGACUCAAGUUCUUUCUUACUUACGCUCUGAACACAAAAAGAAAAAGAAUAGAGCUGAAAUAACUGAAGAAGAGAAAUCUCAUAAGGAUUCGAGUAUUUUCGAAAAUGAAGAUGAAUAUGUGCCAAAGAAAGAAAGAGACAGAAAGAGUGAUAAGAACGAAGUUAAUGAUAGAAAGAAAGGAAGCUAUUUUGGAGAUUCUGAUAAAUCUAAAGAUGCUGACCGAUACAAAGACAAGGACAGAAGAGAGAAAGAUAGAGAAGAACGCCGAGAGCGAGAGCGUGAACGAGAUCGUGAACGUGAACUUCGAGAAGAGGAGGAAAAGAACCGAAGACUACAAGAAAAAAUGGAUAAACGACGAAAAGAAAUGGAAUCGGGAGGCUACGACGAAUGCUAUCCUGGGGGGUUAGCUGAAAUGGGUGGAGGAACAUGGGAUUCCGACGAAGAAGAAGAUUUAACUAAAAUGGAUAUGGGCUCAAAGAAAGGUUCAUUGAAAAGAUGGGAUUUCGAGAACGAGGAUGAGUUUGAAAAAUAUCAGAGAGGCAGAGAGGCUAACCCGAAGGCCGCUUUCCAAUUUGGAGUGAAGUCUAACGAUGGUAGAAAAACUAGGAAGUCCGGAGAUACGAACAAGAAAAUAGAUAGGGAGUUGGUCAAAAUCAACGAAAUAAAUGAAAAAAGAAAAGCUGGAGGAGACCGAGGGGACUACAAGAAACCAAAAUACUAA
Molecule: messenger RNA, 1467 nt
Organism: Auanema sp. JU1783
Lineage: Eukaryota; Metazoa; Nematoda; Chromadorea; Rhabditida; Rhabditidae
Source: the annotation of a GenBank genome assembly